Messenger RNA from Hippocampus comes (tiger tail seahorse), 3899 nucleotides. RefSeq names its product transferrin receptor 1b (gene tfr1b). Gene Ontology annotation, biological process: iron ion transport; intracellular iron ion homeostasis. The transcript has 17 exons. NCBI's taxonomy places the organism in Eukaryota, Metazoa, Chordata, Actinopteri, Syngnathiformes, Syngnathidae. Bases 232 to 2118 code for a protein of 628 amino acids. The record is from RefSeq and is a predicted model, not a curated record. Gene Ontology annotation, cellular component: external side of plasma membrane.
GGCUCCCCCAGCGUCCGCCCGGCCCCUCGCGGCGGCUCCGGCAGCAAGCGCCUCCUCGCCAUCCUGGCGCUGGGUUUCCUGCUCGCCUUCAUCGUGGGCUACUUUGUUGGGAACCUCACCUCGAAGAAGCCUGACGUGGAGCCUGCCAGCUGUUCGACUCAGUCGGCACUGACUGAGGGUGCAGCAGAGCAAGGGAAGCAAGAACAGGAACAGGAACAGGAUGACGACGAGAUGAUAACGCAUGAUGAAACCCCACGCAGCUGGAACGCCAUCAGCCAGCUUCUCGACGACAAACUCACCGGCCCCGCUUUCGACAAGCGUCUCAAGACCUUCGAUGUGCCGUCACGCUCGGCGGGCAGCGAGGGCGACGUCCAACUGGCUAACAUGAUCUCCGACGAAUUCAAGGCUCUCAACCUGGAGAGCUGGGUGGACGUGCACUACGUUCAGCUGCAGAAGCCCGACAGCAAGCGUCCCAACGUGGUCACUUUCGGCGCAAACGUCUUCAAACCGACCGGCUAUCUCGCCUACAGCGCCACCGGGAAGGCCGAGGGCAAGCUGGUGUACGCCGCCUAUGGCCGCCGUGAGGAUUUUGACGCCGUGAAGAAGGAAAACGUGGAAGUGAAAGGCAGCGUGGUGCUGCUCAAAGCGGGACAACACAGCUUUGCCGAGCAGGUGGCUAAUGCCGAGGCCGCAGGAGCCAUCGCCGUCCUCAUCUACCCCGACGUGGAAGAUUUCAGCUUCAACGCCGACACGGCACUUUACGGCCACGUCCAUCUUGCCUCAGGCGACCCCUACACACCGGGGUUCCCCUCCUUGAACCACACCCAGUUCCCGCCCACCCGCUCGUCGGCCCUCCCCGGCAUCCUGGCUCAGACCAUCACGCUCAACAUGGCGAAAACCCUCCGAGAGCGAAUCGGCGGCCCAAAGCAGAUGGGCGGUGUGGAGAUGAUCAGCGUGGAGGUCAAUAACGUGCUGGUCAACACGGAGAUCCACAAUGUGUUUGGUGUCAUCGAAGGAUUCGUCGAUUCCGACCAGUAUGUGGUCCUGGGAGCGCAGAGGGACGCGUGGGGUAAAGGCUACGCCCGCGCUGCCGUCGGCUCCUCCGUUCUCAUGGAACUGGCCAAGGCCUUUAAAGACUUGGUGGAGAGAGAUGGUGUCCGGCCCAGGAGAAGCCUGGUGUUUGCGAGCUGGAGUGCCGGAGAAUACGGAAGCGUUGGGGCCACGGAAUUUUUGGAGGGUUAUCUGUCAUCCAUCGACAGAAAGCUUGUCACUUACAUAAACCUGGAUGGGGUGGUCAUGGGUCGCGGUGGCUUUGUUGCCUCUGGCAGCCCGCUGCUGUACAGCCUGCUGGAAGACACGAUGAAACAGGUGAAGAGUCCGCUCAAUACCGGCACCGUAUACGAUAUGGCAGGAAAGACAAAAUGGGAGGCCAAUGUCCUGAGGCCCAUGUCCAUAGACGACCCGGCGUAUCCCUUCUUGACCACUGCUGGCAUCCCCUCCAUCUCCUUCCAUUUCAUCACCCCCAAGGCGGAGACUUACACUUACUACGGCACCUCAAUGGACAACAUGGACCACCUCAACUACAACACGGCCCAUCAGACCGGCGAAAUGACUGCACGGGCUGCGCAGUUGGCCGGCCGCAUGGCCCUCCGCCUGACCCACAACCACCUGCUCAGUUUGGACGUGAGCAGGUACCGCAAGGACCUCUCCAAAGCUGUCAACCUGCUCUACGUUCACGUCCGAAACCUCGUCCAGAGCGGUGAGCUGGCGGACGUGGACCCCGAUUGGCUGAGCAGCGCAUUGGGUUCCUUCACGCGAGCGAUGGCCAACUUGAACACAUUUAUCAAGAACACCGACAUGACCGAAGAGCGCGGCUGUCGUCGUGCCAACGAGAAGCUCAUGAGCGUGGAACGCAACCUCCUCUCGCCGUACGUGUCCCCCGUGGAGACCCCCUUCCGCCACCUCCUGCUGGGCCGGGGCAAGCACACGCUGGGGGCGCUGGCUCAGACCACGGAGCCCCGGGAGCUCCACACCCAGCUGGCCUUGGCCACCUGGAACCUGAAGAUGUGCGCCAACGCCGUGGUCAAUGACAUCUGGCAAAACAACAAUCAAGUUUAGAGCGUGUGUGAGCGGAAAGAGCAGUAAGGGAAAAGCAAUUUCAGGGGGGUGGGGGGGGGUGCACUUCAAAGGCUGUCAUUCACAGUUCUCAGUCCUGCCCUUUUCUUUUAUCAAGGUAUAACUUCAAUUUGACACUCCUAAUCAAAUGGUCAGAAUGAAGGAAACACUGUUUUGGUGAUUAAGUCUACCCCUUAGCAGGCCUUUUUUUUUGGGGGGGGGGGGGGGUCCACAUCCCAUCCUGAUACUUGAAAACCUUGAAUGCUACUGACAACCCCCACUUUAUUGCCAUCCAAACACUGAGGACCUUAUUUAAUGCUUUUUUUUAUGACAUUAUCGGAAGCAGUGCCUUCCAUAAUUAUGACGGUUAUACUGUCUCAUCUGAUAGCAGUAUCUGCUUGGUGAACUCGAAACUCAACUGUUGGCGCCGAAUCGGAGGCAGCCAAGAAGCUUUCAAAAAGUCUGAAUUAACUAAAGCGGAUACAAUUCGAAGAAGGAAAAAAAAAACAUUGAGGAAAAAAAGGGGCAAUCAAAUAGAGCCGCAAACUAAUUAAAAAGCAGGAAAAACUCAAAUUAAUUCAAGUGGACAAAACGCUCUUGUAGAUCAAAUUUAUAAACAAAAUAAGGCUUGGUUAAAUGAAAAAAAAAAGACCAUCAAUAUGAUCACAGCAAGAAAACCCCUCAAAAAUGGAACAUAUGAAGUAAAGCAGACAAAAGUGCUCAUUGAGGGGGAAAUUGACGAGCAAUUUGGGGCGUUUUUGUCCAUUUUUGGAGCAGUUGGCGAGUUAUCGGGGGCAGUGUCUCCCAUAAUCAAAUCUAUUAUCGGGGGCAGUGUCUCCCAUAAUAACAAGUGACGGUAGUUUUUAUCUACCAGUGUAUGUGCGCGUGUUUGUGUGUGGGUGCGUGCGCGGUUUGUCUUUUUUUUUACAUGUGUAUUUAUCGGGAGCAGCGCCUCUCAUAUUUCACUCCAAAGGUGGAACGACUUAUCGGGGACAGUGUUUCCCAGAGUUUUAUACGUAUUUAUGACGGUUUUGCUUUGUGGUAGUUACUUCUUUCUCACUGAAUUUCCUCUUAGCAAGGAGCAAAAUGUCUACUAUCUUUCACGCCUGGUGCAAAAAUGUUUUUUCUUCUGUAUUAGAAUUAUCGGCUUUUCGUCCAUUCUGACUGAGGUGUUGUGCAACAACAAUCUUUAAGAUGACAAAUUAAUGUCUAAGUAAGAUUUCCGUCUGGUUCUUUUCUGUUAUGUGGCAAUUUUUGGCAUCUAGAUUUAACAUUGGUUUGUCCACAAAUGGAUCUGUCCUAUGUGCAGCUCUGGGGGAAAUUUGAGACCCUUCCAAAAAAAACCCAUGACCUUUUUUUUUUUGUUUGCAACUAAAAUGUUUAAAUGACAACAGUUGUAAUGGAAAUUGAGGGGUUAUGUUGUUUAGAGAGAAAACAAAUGUUACACAAAAUAAAAUCAGAGGAACCUUGCAGUGAUAGUUUCCCCCUAUUGCUAUUUAGCAACAGUGCCAGCGAUAAUGCAUAAAUGUAAACAUUAUCUCCAGAAAAUUGUAUUGUUACACAAGUUCACUUGUUUCAUCGGAAAAAAACAUCCCAUCACUUUACAUCAAUUUGUUAGAUUUGGGAGGGGGAUUUCUGGCACUUGAUUGUGAAAAAAAGUUUUUCAUGUUUUGUCAAAAAGAAAAAAUAUCUUGCCUCAACUGAAUUAAUGUUGGAUUCGGGUUUUCUGUCCUCUGAUUAAAUGUUCGUCGCAGAUUAAAUCAAAAUCCUGAGCUUUGCAUCAA